This is a messenger RNA of Polyodon spathula (Mississippi paddlefish), 1739 nucleotides long. It is a transcript of the gene otud6b, whose product is annotated as OTU deubiquitinase 6B. Lineage: Eukaryota; Metazoa; Chordata; Actinopteri; Acipenseriformes; Polyodontidae. Gene Ontology annotation, molecular function: cysteine-type deubiquitinase activity. The transcript is spliced from 7 exons. The coding region runs from base 108 to 995 and encodes 295 amino acids. The record is from RefSeq and is a predicted model, not a curated record. Gene Ontology annotation, biological process: protein deubiquitination.
UUGUCGAGGAAAGGUCAAAGGAAAAAGGCUACAGUAGUCAGCAUGUUGUUAUUGCUGCUGUCUUAGAAACGUGGUUAUCCUAAUGAACAGUAAAGCAAAAGGCGAUAAUGGAAAUCAAAGAAACAGACGAAGAGCUCGUUAAGCGACAUCGCAGUGAGAAGAAAGAUCUUCAAGCCAAGAUCCAGGGAAUGAAAAAUGCGAUUCCAAAGAAUGACAAAAAGAGACGAAAACAGCUUGUUGAAAACAUUGCCAAGCUGGAGGCUGAGCUGGACCAAAAGCAGGAAGAAGAACUGAAACAGAGGAGGAUUGAUGUGGAAGGAAGGGAGAAGGUUGAAUCAGCCACAAAUGGAUUUGGAAAUCUGGUUCUGGAGAGAGAACAAGAUGAUGAUGUCAAAGAUUCCCGAGUGUCCAAAGCACAAAAACGAAGGGAUAAGAAGGCUGCUUUGGAAAAGGAGAGGGAGAGCAGAAUAGCUGAAGCUGAAAUCGAGAACUUAUCAGGGUCACGGCACCUUGAGCGCCUGAAGCUCUCCCAGAUGCUGGCUGAAAGACAGUUGCAGAUCAAGCAGAUCCCUUCAGAUGGCCAUUGCAUGUACAGAGCCAUUGAGGACCAGCUGACUGACAGAGACUGCUCCCUCAAUGUAUCAGAGCUAAGAGCCCAGGCAGCUGAAUACAUGAGGAGCCAUGCCGAUGAUUUCCUGCCAUUCUUAACAAAUCCUGGCACUGGGGAUAUGUACACACCAGGUGAAUUUGAAAAAUACUGCUCUGACAUAGCUGAAACAGCAGCAUGGGGAGGGCAGCUUGAGUUGCGGGCUCUGUCACACAUUCUUAAGAUGCCAAUAGAAGUCAUCCAGGCCGAGUCUCCUUCCAUAGUUAUCGGUGAAGAAUAUGAGGACACACCAGUUAGGCUAAUAUACAUGCGCUAUGCAUAUGGACUGGGAGAGCACUAUAACUCUGUGGAGCCACUAAGUAAAGCGGCAGCUGAAGAGGAGAGCUAGAACAACCGUGCCAAUCCACCUCAUUUCAGCAUUUAAGCACUCUCACAGUACCUUGAUCAGUGCAAACAAGCAACGUGUUAUUAUAAAGCCCUACUAAAUAUACUGCCAGGAGAUUCUCAUUUCUACACAAUAUAAUUGAAUUCAACAAUUAAAAGCUCUCAAAGUCAUAACAUGCCUAAUUUAGUGAAAUAACUAGAAGUGUUCACUAGAACACAGCUUUGUACAAAAAUAUAACAUGUUUUUAAGAAACAUAAUGACAAAUGACAUGAGUGGUUAAUGGCGAGUAUCACUUCCUAUAAAUUAUAAGUUUUGACACUUGAUGUAAGGAAAAAAACAGUAUAUGUGACUGCAUAAUAAACAAUGACAAGAACAGACAAAAUAAAUAAGUAAAUUAUAUGAAUAAAAUGCAAAGAAACAAAAAAAUUGUAACAGUACAUACCAAUAUUUGGAAAGAAAUUACACACACACACACACACACACACACACAGAGUUGUAGCCAAAAGUUUAUGUACCCCAUUGGACAUUUUUUUGCAAAACUUCAAAAAUGCUUAUUCAAAAGUAUUAAUACCCUGACAAGGAAAAUUAAAUUAAUAGCUAGUUGAGGCACCCUUACCAAUAAUAACCUCUUUUAAGCGGUUACGAUAUCUGUCAAUUAGCUUUUGGCAUAAUUCUUUUGUGAUUUUUGACCAUUCUUCAAUGCAAAAUUGUUUGAGUUUGUUCAAAUUCUGAGGACUUCUCUUGUGC